UCUCAUGAAGACAAGAUGAAGAGGUAUGAGGAUCUUGUGGAGAAUGCUUUCUACAACAAGCUACAGUUGCCCAAAAACAAAUAUGGAAGGAGCUCUUCAGAGUUUAGUAAUAGAGGUAGAUUCAAUAGAGGACAAGGUGCAAUUUGAGGUGGAAGAAGAGGUCGUGGAGGUUGAUUUGGCAGCAUUAGGCAUCAUCAGAGAGCCAAUGAAAGAAGUGACUACCAGAGUUCAAUUCAGUGCUUUGUUUGUAAGAGAAAGUGUUCCAGAUGUUUGGUAUGUGGACAGUGGCUGCAGCAAUCACAUGACAGGAAACAUUAAUCUCUUCAUGAACCUGGACAAGUCAGUGGGCAAAAAGAUAACCAUGGGUGAUGGUACCAUACAAGAAGCACAAGGAAAAGGUACGGUUAAAUUGGAUGAAUAUGGCAAGAAUUGUAUUGAUGAUGUUUUGUUCGUACCUCAUUUGGAUUCUAAUUUGCUAAGUGUGGGUCAGUUUAUGAUGGAUGGAUAUUCACUUGUUUUUGAAAAUAUGGCUUGCUAUGUUUACAAAGAUGGAACUAAAAAGGAGCUUUUAAUUAAAGUUCCAAUGGCAAAAAACAAGUGUUUUCCUUUAACUCUUGAUUUGCAUGGUUUGCCUAUCAUUGAACAAGUUGAUGGUGUGUAUGAAAGCUGUGUUUAUGGCAAACAACAUCGAGAUGCUUUUCCCAAAGGAAAGGCGAGAAGAGCUUUGAAACCUGCUGAGUUGAUACAUGCAAAUGUUUGUGGGCCAAUGAAUACUUUGUCUCUCAACAAAAGCAGGUAUUUUAUUAUCUUUGUUGAUGAUUUUAGUAGACUGACAUGGGUUUACUUUGCCAAAGAAAAGUUAGAUGCCUUCCCAAUCUUUAAAAAAUUCAAAGCCCUUGUUGAAAAGCAAAGUGGAUGUUCAAUCAAAGUUCUGCGGAUAGAUCAAGGUGGGGAGUUUGUUUCAGUUGAAUUUAAUAGAUUUUGUGAAGAUUUCGACAUCAAAAGGCAGUUGACAGCAAGCUAUACCCCUCAACAAAAUGGGGUAGCUGAAAGGAAAAAUAGAAGCCUUGUGGAGAUGGCAAAAAGCAUGCUGAAAGCUAAAGGUCUUCCAAACAGUUUCUGGGCAAAAGCAAUCCACACUACUGCUUAUAUUCAAAAUCACAGUCUCACAGCAGCUUUGCAUUAUCAGACUCCUUUCGAAGCUUGGCAUGGCUGGAAGCCCAAGGUAACUCACUUUAAAGUUUUCAGUGAUGAAACUAAAGGUUAUAGAUUUUAUGAUCCUAUCACCAAGAAGUUACUAAUUAGUCGUGAUGUGAUUUUUGAUGAGAAAAAUUCAUGGAAUUGGAAUGAAAAGAAAAGUCCAGGUUCUGUGGUGGUUAAUGGCAUUUUGGAGGAUGAUCCAGUCAUGACUGAGGGUGAAAUGGGUGAAGGUCAAAUUUCCUCUACACCUAACAGUGGCAGUAGAUCGUGUCCAUGCUCACCUGAGACACCUCCACGCACAAGGAAGGCAAGGAGAGUAAAAUCCUUGGUGGAACUCUAUGAACAAACUCAAAGGUGUCAAAUGGCACAUGCCCUGGAAAGAAAUCAAACAUGGGAGCUUGUGGACUUUCCUAAAGACAACAAAGUUGUAAGUCUAAAGUGGGUAUACAAGACCAAGUACAAUUCUGAUGGGUCAAUUCAUAAACACAAGGCUAGAUUGAUUGCUAGAGGUUACAUGCAGCAAGAAGGUGUGGAUUUUGAUGAGACUUUGUACUGGUUGCCAGCCUUUUUGAAUGGAUUCCUAGAGGAAGAUGUGUAUGUACAGCAACCCCAGGGUUAUGAAAUUGAAGGACAAGAGCAGAAAGUGUACAAGUUGAAGAAAGCACUCUAUGGUCUAAAGCAAGCACCACAGGCUUGGUAUGAAAGAAUUAAUGCUCAUUUUUGUAGCCAUGGGUUUCAUAAAAGUCCAAGUGAGCCUACUUUGUAUGUCCGGACCAAAGGUGGAGAUGAGAAUGACGAGGGAAUUUUUAUUUCCCAAGAGAAAUAUGCUAAAGAUCUUCUUAAGAAGUACAGGUUGGAAGACUGUAACUCAAUGAGCACUCCAUUGGUUUCUAAUCAGAAGUUUAGUUUGAAUGAUGGAGAAAAAAAGGUUGAUGUUCAUGCCUAUUGUAGCCUUAUUGGGAGUCUUCUUUAUCUUCCAAACAACAGGCCUGAUAUUGCUUUUGCCACUAGUGUGCUAUCUCGUUUUAUGUAGAGUCCAAGCAAGACACAUUAUGGAGCAGCAAGGAGGAUUCUAAGAUACUUGAAGGGGACAAUCUCUUUUGGCAUUUUAUAUGCCAAAAAUGACCAAUUUAAUUUAUUUGGGUACUCUGAUAGUGAUUGGGCAGGUUGUGUUGAUGACCGGUGUAGUACUUCAGGUUAUGCUUUCUUUUUGGGGUCCGAUGCUAUCUCUUGGAGUUCAAGGAAGCAAGCCUCUACAGCUUUGUCAUCUUCAGAAGCAGAAUAUAUCUCCUUAACAGUA
Messenger RNA from Rubroshorea leprosula, 2500 nucleotides. The record is from the annotation of a GenBank genome assembly. NCBI's taxonomy places the organism in Eukaryota, Viridiplantae, Streptophyta, Magnoliopsida, Malvales, Dipterocarpaceae.